UGAGUAGUUGGGGAAAUUCAAAUAUGGUUUGAAUGCAUUUAAGAGGUUUUGAAUGCAUUUACAACGUUUAAUGAGUAGUUGGGGAAAUACAAAUAUGGUUUGAAUGCAUUUAAUAUAUUAGUGCAAUAUAUACUAGUGCAAUUGCUUAUCUUUAUUCACAAAAACUCCUCUUAAAAUGCCAAAAACUUUCGUCAUAUAUCUGGAGGAAGAGGAUAAAGACAGCUGUGACCCGAACUAUGAACUGCGUAUCCCGGAUUCGGCUGUGAGGUGUUUGUGCGACCUGGACGAAUUGGUAGUAUACUCUGGCCCGCAAAAAAAGAAGUUCAUUGUUCAACUAGAACGCCGGCAGGAGGGAACGUUUAUGGUGAAAAGUGGUUGGCAUGAAGUAGUAGAUUUUUAUCAACUAUUGCCCGAGUUGAUCCUGCAUUUCAAAUAUUAUUGGGAAAACGUAUUUUUUCUUACUGCGUAUUGGGAUGGUGUGGAGUGUUUUGGUUUGUAGUCCUUGGAGUACCGGAUAGGUACUCAUUGAUGGAUUUUGCCCUUAUCAGUGACUUGAUGUGCUCGGUAGUUGAAUACGUAGUUCGAAGCAUAAUAUGACACGAAUGCUCGGAAAAAAAUUUCUUGAAGAUCACUUCCCCUUGGUACUCUGUUGACUAAAAGUCUAUUGGAGUACCAAAGGGAAGUGAUCUUCAAGAAAUUUUUUCCGAGCAUUCGCAUACUACAAUGCAAAUGCUCGGAACAAAUUUCUUGAAGAUCACUUCCCUUUGGUACUCCAAUAGACUUUAAGUCAACAG
This is a messenger RNA of Cuscuta campestris, 794 nucleotides long. The record is from the annotation of a GenBank genome assembly. Lineage: Eukaryota; Viridiplantae; Streptophyta; Magnoliopsida; Solanales; Convolvulaceae.